UGUUUCUGACCGUGGUUCUGGCUGUGUUUCUGGCCCUGGCCAUGGUUGUGGCCAUGGCUCUGGCCGUGGUUCUAGCUCUGGCUCUGUCUGUGGCUGGGCAGGGUCUGGGCUCCUGCCCCAGCCCAGAUAAGGAGCUGCUCCCUGCUCCCGCCUCUUCCCUUUUAUCUCUGGCUGUGCUCGCCCUGCAGCUCUGCUGUGCUGUGGGGGCACGGGCACAGCUCCCGGGGCACAGGAGUCCCUGCUGCUCCCGGGGCACAGGAGUGCCUGCUGCUGCCGGGGCCCAGGAGUGCCUGCUGCUGCCGGGGCACAGGAGUGCCUGCUGCUGCCGGGGCACAGGAGUGCCUGCUGCUGCCGGGGCACAGGAGUGCCUGCUGCUGCCAGGGCACAGGAGUGCCUGCUGCUGCCGGGGCACAGGAGUGCCUGCUGCUGCCGGGGCCCAGGAGUGCCUGCUGCUGCCGGGGCACAGGAGUGCCUGCUGCUCCAUGCUCCUGCACGAUGCCCUCCCGCCACCGGAGCUUCCGCUGCAGCGUGCCCUGGCUCGUGCUGCUGCUGCAGGCCCUGCUGCUGCUGCGCUCCUUCCUGGGCUUCCCGGGGGUCAGCGACACCUACUCCUCAUCCAGCUCCUCCUACCCGGAAUUUCAAGAUGUCACCCACAUGGUGAUUUUUGGGUUUGGCUUCUUCCUGAUGGUUCUGAGAAGAUAUGGCUUCAGCAGCACUGGGUUCAACUUCUUGCUCGUUGUUCUUGGUGUCCAGUGCUCCGUGCUGGCAGAAGAUUUGUUAGUUUUCCUUAAGGGAGAGCAAAAUGAAGUUGGCAUGGAAAGUCUAACAAAGGCUGUGAUGAGCACGACUGCUGUGGUCAUCUCCACUGGGGCUGUCCUGGGCAAGGCCAAUCCUGUGCAGCUAAUUGUGAUGACCCUGGUGGAAUUAAUCUUUUUCUACGUGAGCAGAUGCAUCAACGGGACAUUCCUGGAGGUCCCAGACUACCUCACCAUGAUGCACGUGUACCUCUUUGGAGCCUACUUUGGCCUGGCACUCGCCUCGCGCUUCCCUGAGCCUCCCCCAGGGCUGGACAAGAACAGGAGCACCCCAAAGUCAGAGCUGUUCUCAGUGCUGGGCACUGUGUUUGUCUGGGUGUUCUGGCCGAGCUUCAAUUCCAUCCUGGUGGACUCCAAGGAGAAGGCAGUGCUCAACACUUACUUGGCCCUCGCAGUGAGUGCUGUGGCUGCCUUCAUGUUGUCUGCUCUGACCUCCAAGGAUGGCAAAUUCAGAAUGGCCCACAUCCGCAGUGCAGUCCUGGCUGGAGGGGUGGCUGUCAGUUACUCAGCACAGGGCAUCCACCACCCUUGGAUUGCCAUGAUCCUGGGGCUGCUGGCCAGUGUCAUCACCAUCCUGGGAGCUCACUGUGUGCAGAGGUGCUUGAAUCCUGCUUUGAAGCUUCAGGAUACUUCUGGAGUUCAUUUCACUUUUGGUUUGCCUGCUGUGCUUGGAGCUGUGGCCACUGUUGUUCUGCGUGUUGUAGAAGGUGGGAUUGAGACACGAUGGAAUGAAUUAUCCAGUCUGGGCUACACUGCCUUUUUUAAUAUUGGUGCCUUCUGCCAGACCAUCAGCACUGCCUUGAUAACAGGAUUGAUUACAGGUUUGAUCUUAAACAUCAAACUGCUGAAAGCAGUGCACGUCUCCAAGUACUUUGAUGACCAGUUUUACUGGGAGUUUCCCCACUUGUCUGUUGGAUUUUGAGUGGAGGAUCCCAGCUGACAGCCAGGACCAAGCUAAGAUUUUCCUCUUUAUCACCAGAAAAACUGAACAGCUAUGAUGGGUUCAGAGAGCACUGAAAUAUCAAUUCUCAGGCCCACAAAAGCCACCCCAAUGGACACUCCAAAACCAAACUGUUCCAGUUCUUCUUGAAAGAUACAGAGUGUGAAUCCACAGGUGCAAACUUCAGGUGCAUUCAGCUUUUCUGCUUUGUUGGCCUUACCUUAAAUAUAUUUUAGAAGAUAUGUACAAAAAAAGUUGUCUGCAUUCAUGGCUUAUCAAUCCAAAUGCUUGGAAACAUUAAACUCUUUUUAGCUCCUGAGUUUACAAGGCAAAAUGAUGGAUUUGAAAGUGUCAUUUCUCAAGGAGCCCUUCCUAUCUAGCAAAGCACUCAAGUUUUUAAGCUGAGCUGGUUCUGCUGAAGGCCUUGACAAGGCAGGAUUGGAGUGAGCUGGAGCAGGGCCACAACUCUGCAUCCUGCCAGCCUGAACUCCUGGAAAAAUCUGCAUGUUGGGAGGUUCUGCUGGCCAAAGUUCAGCUGGGGGUGGUGCUCCUGGAAGCCCUGGGGUUUGCUGCCAGUGGAAAACACAGCCAGAGCUCAGGGCACAGCACGGGGAUGGGCCAGCACCCCAUCCUGGCAGGGACACAGGGUUUGGGGACACAGGGUUUGGGGACACAGGGUUUGGGGACACAGGAUUUGGGGACACAGGGUUUGGGGACACGGGGUUUGGGGACACGGGGU
Molecule: messenger RNA, 2494 nt
Organism: Passer domesticus (house sparrow)
Lineage: Eukaryota; Metazoa; Chordata; Aves; Passeriformes; Passeridae
Product: RH-like protein
Exons: 10
Coding region: 496-1737 (413 amino acids)
Biological process (GO): ammonium transmembrane transport; ammonium homeostasis
Cellular component (GO): plasma membrane
Molecular function (GO): ammonium channel activity
Source: RefSeq, a predicted model, not a curated record